UUUGAACACAAUGAAAGCACUAAUGACUUAUGUGUGCAAUAUACACCGUUAGAAUAACCGAGUAACACUUCAGCACACGGUCAGACUGCCGUUUUGUGAAACUUCUAAGUACACAGACUGCUGCUAUUACUGCCGCUCUCUCUCAGGUAUGAAAAUAUAACGCAAGAGGCAGCAGUAGGGUAACCUCCCGGAACUAUAUGCUUUAGGAUGGUUGAGAGUCGGUAGUAAAUAUUGCAACGCUACAAUGGAAGCUGCCUGUGAAGUAAACGUUGAGCAAAGAAUGGAAAAGAAACUUAUAAGGAAACAUAAGAAAAAACAAAUCUUGCUGAAAAAUGAAGGAAUCGAGAUUACGUCUCAACCAACUCAGAAUCUGGUGAUUGCCAAUGGAGGACUGGGAAACGGAGUAAGCAGAAAGGAGCUACUUGGUGUUCUUAAGGAAGCUGGAAAUGUAAAGGCACUGCUAAUGCCCCCAGAUAAACCUUAUGCAUUUGUGACAUACGAAACAGUGGAAGAAGCUAUGGUUGCUUAUAACACCCUCAAUGGAUGUAAUCUUGAAUCAGAAGAGUUGAAGCAGAAUAUCUUUCUCUAUCUGAGCUACGUGGAGAAAGUUCACUAUAAAGAAGACACAUGUCAGACUCUUCCUCCGGGACUGAUUGUGGUAGAGGACUUUGUUUCACCAAACUGUGAAGAAAAGUUAUUGUCGAGUAUUGACUGGGAUUUUGGAACAGAUAAUGAAUCCGCCCAGAAGUCACUGAAGCACCGAAAAGUGAAACACUAUGGAUAUGAAUUCCGUUAUGAUAAUAAUAAUAUUGAUAAAGAUAAACCUUUGCCUGGAGGCCUUCCGGAAGUUUGUAGUGAAGUUUUGAAUAAAUGCCUUGAGUAUGGAUAUAUACGUCUUAAACCAGAUCAGCUGACCAUCAACCAGUAUGAGCCUGGACAAGGAAUCCCCCCUCAUAUUGAUACCCAUUCUGCUUUUGAAGAUGGAAUAAUUUCUCUCAGUCUUGGAUCUCAGACUGUAAUGGAUUUUAAGCAUCCAGAUGGCAGAUGUGUGGCGGUAAUGUUGCCUCGUCGCAGUUUAUUAGUGAUGACUGGCGAAUCCAGAUUCCUUUGGUCCCAUGGGAUUACACCAAGAAAACUUGAUGUGGUUCAAGCAACUGAGAACCAAAUGUCUAGAGCAGUAAUUAAUGAUAUUAGAGAUCUAACUCUAAAUAAGAGAGAAACGAGGACUUCUUUUACCUUCAGGAAAGUGAGAAGAACUGCUUGCAACUGUGGAUAUCCAGCAGUUUGUGACAACCACAUUAAGAAAGACGUGCCUUUGGUCCCUCAUUGUGAGAGUGAAGCAUUUAUGCUGGAACAAGAGUAUGUGCACAAAGUGUAUGAAGAAAUAGCUGGACACUUCAGUAGCACCAGGCAUACUCCAUGGCCAAAAAUAGCAACAUUUCUUAAAUCUUUGCCUCAAGGAGCUAUUGUAGCAGAUAUUGGCUGUGGGAAUGGCAAAUACUUGGCUGUAAAUCCAACACUCUAUAUGGUUGGCUGUGAUCGUAGCAAAAACCUUGUGGAUAUUUGUGGAGAAAGAGGAUUCCAGGCCUUUGUUUGUGAUGCCAUGUCCGUACCUAUACGGAGUAAUGUUUGUGAUGCUUGCAUUUCAAUAGCAGUGAUUCAUCACUUUUCAACAGAGGAAAGAAGGCUAGCAGCUAUUACUGAACUUAAGAGGCUUUUGUGUCCUGGAGGCAAAGCACUUAUCUAUGUGUGGGCAGUAGAGCAAGAAUACAAGAAAGAAAGAUCAAAAUAUCUCAAGGAAGAUAAAAGACUGAAAGAGGAAAGUAAUAAUCAGCUGUCAAAGGAGGCAUCAACCAAUUCAUGUACAUGUAUUGACAGUCAGAUUUCUGAUUCUUUAGAUAAAAUAAGUAACUGGGAAAACAGAGAUAGGGACAUCAUUGUACACACGCAACCCAAGUUGUCAGUUCAUACAAACCGAACUGCUUUCACUUCUCAGGAGCUGCUUGUUCCAUGGCAUCUCAAAGGAGAUGCCAAGAAGAGCAGUGAUGCACACAAGGAAAAAGAACUUGCAGAUAUGCAAAAUCUGACUGACACAGAGCUUGUAUUCCAUCGCUAUUAUCAUGUGUUUUGUGAAGGUGAACUUGAAGCAGCCUGUAGAAGGGUAGCAGGUGUCAGAAUUGAACAGAGUUAUUAUGAUCAAGGCAACUGGUGUGUGAUACUUGAAAAGCAGUAAAUAGUUUCAUUUUCUGCCUUCUGUAGACCUAAUUAUGGAGUAAUGCAAUAACAAAAAUAUUUGACUUGGGUAUCGUAAUGUAUGUUCAGUUUUAUUAAACAAUUUCCUAAGUCUUUUAACAUAACAUUUUUCUAUUUUGGAACAAUACCAUGUGACAUUUACCCAGUUUAAAUGAAAUACUUCACUUUAUAAUUGAAGUAAGAGCAGUUUUGAAGGGGAUGUAGUUAUCCAUUUUUUCAAAACAUAAAAGUUUUAUCCAGUUCAGGAUUGUGAACAGCUUAAGGUUUUUCUGGCAAAUAUUGGAAGAAAAGGGGAGCCAUUUCUUGAUAGGGCCCCCUUCCAUUGUAGCUUUCUCUCCUUGUCACUUUCUGUCUCUCAUAUAUAUAGCACACACACGGUCAAUUCACCUGACUAUAUGUCUUGGGGAUGUGGAAGGAAAUUGGAGAACUUGGUAAAUCCCAUGUAGUCACAGAGAAAACAUGAAAACUCCAUAAAGAAAGCAGCACAUCCUAGAAGUGAACCAUAUAACAAAGCUUCCUGAGACAGCAUUACUAACCACUUCACCAUUCUGCUGCUAGCAUUUAAGUUCAACUCAAGUGGAAACCUGUCUGUCCAUCCUAGGAAAAGAUUAGACUAAUAAAUUAAAAAAUGUCUUCAUUGCCAGAUUAACAGCAAGAAUACAGUCAACUCUUAUGGCUGCCUAAAUGACACUGUCUGUCAUGCCUUAUGGCUUAGAUAAACCUCUUCAGUGUUGAUAUAUUAACUGUGUUGCUAUUAGGUUUUUGUUGAAGGAAUGUGAAUAUCUUAGAGCUAUGCUUGAGUUAUGUUUUAUUCAUACCUUGUUUUAUUUGUAACUUUGUGUAUAUAAUGGUGCAAUAAAGCAUUCAUUUUUAAA
Messenger RNA from Protopterus annectens (West African lungfish), 3128 nucleotides. RefSeq names its product alkB homolog 8, tRNA methyltransferase (gene ALKBH8). Gene Ontology annotation, biological process: tRNA wobble uridine modification. The transcript is spliced from 11 exons. Gene Ontology annotation, molecular function: tRNA binding; S-adenosylmethionine-dependent methyltransferase activity. NCBI's taxonomy places the organism in Eukaryota, Metazoa, Chordata, Ceratodontiformes, Protopteridae. The coding region runs from base 245 to 2233 and encodes 662 amino acids. Gene Ontology annotation, cellular component: cytoplasm; nucleus. The record is from RefSeq and is a predicted model, not a curated record.